AUGGCUGGUGACAAGUGCACAUUCGACGCGACCGCCGGAGAGCCGUUUGAGUUCGGCGCGACCUUUGACGUCAGCGCGUCGAACAAGCAGACGUGGGUCGCUCAGGCCGUCAUCUUGAAGCAGUACAACGAGGCGCUGAAUGACGAUGGCGAGGUUAUCGGGUGGCAGGAGAAUGUGGUGUACGCCGACCCGGAAAUGAAGAUCGUCUUCUACCCGACGACCGGCACGGCAGAAGAACCCUUUGAGGCCGUGCACGACUGCGGCGCAGGCGUGAUCGAGCAGGACCGUGAGACCUGCCAGGAUGUGGCUGAGGGCUCCACGAUCACGAUUCCGCCUACCACCGGAGCGGGCGCGACCCAGCCAUUGUGCUACAACAUCAAGUUCGCCACGACCAAGCUCACCUCAGUGUUCCACCUCGUCACGACGAACGUCGACUCCGUCGCAAUCUUCGCGGAGCAUGACCCGACCGAGUUUGAGCGCGGCGGGAUCGGUGGCAUCCACUACCUCAUGGACGUCGACACUUCUGCCAUGGGCGACGACGCUGCCCUCGUUGCCCUUGGUGCCGCAAGCCCCAUCGAGCCCGUCUUCCAGGACGGCGUCGACAACGCGCCCGAGAAGGAGAAGCCGUGGGGCCUCGCGAUCGGCACGAGCUUCCUCGUCAACGCCUGCACGCUCAUCGGCGUCAUCUUCCUCGCGCCGGCGAUCAAGAAGGUCGCCGACAAGAACCCGACCACCAUGUUUGCGCUCGCCAACGCGUUCGCGGCCGGCGCGCUCCUCGCCGCCGCCUUCUACCUGAUGCUGUACGAGGCCACGCACCUGAUCACGGACCCCGUCGACACGGCCAAGUCGGAGACCGACGCAGAUGGCGAAAAGACGUGGUCCGUCGAGUCGAAAGAGGCGGGCCGCUCUGCCUGGUGGGGCACGAUGAUCCUCCUCGGCUUCAUCUCCGCCAACAUCUUGGAGACCCUCGUCCAGGCCGCCGUCUCGAAGACGUCCAUGGGCAGCAAGACGCCGGACGAGGAAGAUGUCAAGCCGGAGGUCGCGCCGACGACGGCGAGCCUCACGACCAAGGUGCGCGUGCUCUGCGGAAUCCUCCUCGGCGACUUCAUGCACAACCUCGUCGACGGCAUCUUCAUCGGCGCCGCCUUUGUCGGCUGCAACGAGACCGUCGGCUGGACCAUCGUCGCCGCCACCAUCUACCACGAGCUCGCGCAGGAGGUCUCCGACUACCUCGUCCUCACAGACCCGAUGCAGGGCAACCUCAAGCCGUUCACGGCCCUCGGGCUGAACUUCAUCUCGGGCCUCUCUGUCGUCCUCGGCGCCAUCAUCGUCGUCGGCGCCGACCCGGGCGACAACGCAAACGGCCGGCUCCUUGCCUUUGGCGGCGGCGUCUACGUGCAGAUCGCCGCGACCGAGUGCUUUGGCCGCGUCAACAACACGGUCAAGACGAUGGAGAUGCGCGUCGGCACGAUCCUUGCCUUCGCCUUCGGCGCGACCGCCAUCGGCCUCGUCCUCCUCGACCACGAGCACUGCGUGCCCGACGGCGGUGGCCACGCCCACUGA
This is a messenger RNA of Emiliania huxleyi CCMP1516, 1563 nucleotides long. RefSeq lists its product as hypothetical. The coding region runs from base 1 to 1563 and encodes 520 amino acids. The record is from RefSeq and is a predicted model, not a curated record. Lineage: Eukaryota; Haptophyta; Isochrysidales; Noelaerhabdaceae. Gene Ontology annotation, cellular component: membrane. The transcript has a single exon. Gene Ontology annotation, molecular function: zinc ion transmembrane transporter activity. Gene Ontology annotation, biological process: intracellular zinc ion homeostasis; zinc ion transmembrane transport.